CUGCUGGGGACGUUGACGAGGUCAGGACGUGAGUUCAAGUCUAUUUUUAACAAUUUAUUCGAAGGCAAGAUGCUGCGAGUGUGUUGUAUGAUGAUGGUGCUGGUGGCCAUGGCUGCAAGUCAUCGACCCUGUCUGGCCCCCAAGUAUGAAGUCAGAGGCUGUAUCAACAGCUGUCAGGCUGCAGACAAGCCCGGCUUUUUCUACUGCUGUGACAGCAAGGGUACCCACAAAGGAACCUGCCCUAAGGUUCACCUUCAGAAGUACGAGAGGGACGUGUUGUGUGACGUAUCACAGUUCAACUACCCCAACCAUCUUAACUGCAAGUAUGACACUGACUGUGAACCUUGGGAGAAGUGUUGUUACCUUCCAGACAACAACCAACUCAUCUGCCGUACUGCUUUAUAUAAUUAAAGCAUGAACCAGACUCCUAUGAUUCUAACACCUUGUUAGCCAACGACACCAACCUGUGGACGAGUUCUAGCUCCUGGUCCAAUGCCCAAUGCUUACAUAAAUAUGUAAAAGGCUUUAAGGACGAUUUUUUAUAACUUGACAAUCAUUGUUAAAAAAAGGUUUAUUUUAACAAUAAUACCAUGAAUCAUUUUUAAAUCAUAAUAAAACUAAUUGAUUUGACUUCACUAUUGGCUCUAUCUCUAUACAUGGUAUUUAAAAAAACAUGCUAAUACUUAAAAUCAAUAUUUUAUUAAGAUUAUUUAGAGCCAAGCACUUAAAAAGCCAAAUAUUAAAUAUGAUGUUUUUUCAUACAAGUUCUUAAAGCUCUCGCCAGCAGAAUUACAUUAUAAGUACAGUGUAUGUUAUUAUUAAUGCUCCUCUCCGUUAUACAUGUAAAUAGAUUAUUAUAAUAAACAUUUUGAUAUUAAUAA
This is a messenger RNA of Cherax quadricarinatus, 881 nucleotides long. The record is from RefSeq and is a predicted model, not a curated record. Lineage: Eukaryota; Metazoa; Arthropoda; Malacostraca; Decapoda; Parastacidae.